CUGUGAAGGUGGCGGCAGAGGCAGCCUCGUCUGCGGCGCGCCCCACUGCCGCUCGCCGUGAGGGAGCGCCCCGGCAGCCGCCAGACAGUUAAGGAGGUCUGAAGAUUGGAAUAUCAGUGGCCCUGUGCCGAGUUUAACAAUUAAGUGAACCGUGGAGCUGGAAAACUUGGCAGAAAACUCUUUUGUCUUUUCUGCUUGUAUCUAUGGAACCUGGUUUGCAAGGUUGGUGUUAAGUUAGUCUGAAGGAAGGAAGUAGUGGAAGACUUUCACCACAAUUCUGAAAAAUGAGCAGUGUCAACCUGGUGCUGUGAUUGUCUCCAGGACUUGGACCCUCUAAGUUUUAAGGUCUGUUUCAGGCAUUAUGAGUGUGGUGUCCUAAGAGAUGCUGUUGUCCAUGAGAGGCUGGGAUUAUUAUGAUCAAGUGCUGUAUUUUGACUUCACCCAGUGGCUUAAAGAUUUGUGGGGUGAAGAAGAAGUGUUGGACUUUUAAGAGAAUUAAACAGGCCCGUGACGGAGGGUUAGCCCAGAUCAGUGGAGUCAUGCGUCACACAGCUCUAUCAUGCUGGCAGCUGUUCCUGGGUCUGGCUGUGCUGCUUGUCUUCACAAGUCCCACUGCGGGCUGCCCAGCCCGCUGUGAAUGCUCAGCACAAAACAAGUCUGUCAGCUGUCACCGAAGGCGUCUGAUGUCCAUCCCAGAAGGCAUUCCAAUUGAGACCAAAAUCUUGGACCUCAGCAAGAACCGACUGAAAAGCGUUAACCCUGAGGAAUUCACAUCAUACCCAUUGCUGGAGGAGAUUGACCUCAGCGACAAUAUUGUCUCCAACGUUGAGCCUGGAGCUUUUAACAAUCUCUUCAACUUGCGCUCCUUGAGGCUGAAAGGAAACCGUCUGAAACUGGUCCCCCUAGGGGUGUUCACUGGGUUGUCAAACUUAACAAAGCUUGAUAUAAGUGAAAACAAGAUUGUCAUUUUGCUGGACUACAUGUUUCAAGAUCUGCAUAACCUAAAAUCCCUGGAGGUUGGGGACAAUGAUUUGGUGUAUAUAUCACACAGGGCCUUUAGUGGGCUGCUUAGCCUGGAGCAGCUCACCCUGGAGAGAUGCAACCUCACAGCUGUACCAACAGAAGCUCUUUCUCACCUCCACAACCUCAUCAGCCUGCAUUUGAAACAGCUCAACAUUAAUGCUUUGCCGGCGUACGCCUUUAAAAGACUGUUUCGCCUGAAGGACCUGCAGAUAGAGGCCUGGCCCCUCCUGGACAUGCUGCCUGCCAACAGUCUGUACGGUCUCAACCUGACUUCUCUAUCCAUCACAAACACCAACCUGUCUGCAGUACCUUACUCUGCUUUUAAACAUCUGGUUUACCUGACACAUCUCAACCUGUCUUACAACCCCAUCAGCACCAUUGAGGCAGGCAUGCUGUCGGAUUUAGUGCGCCUGCAGGAGCUCCACAUGGUGGGGGCACAGCUGCGCACCAUUGAACCACAUGCUUUCCAAGGGCUCCGAUUCUUACGCGUGCUUAACGUGUCCCAAAACCUGUUAGAAACCCUAGAAGAGAAUGUAUUCCAUUCCUCCAAAAGCCUUGAGGUCCUCUGCAUUAACAACAACCCUCUGGCCUGUGACUGUCGUCUUCUUUGGAUUUUGCAGCGGCAGCCCACCUUGCAGUUUGGUGGUGAGCCACCAAUGUGUGCAGGCCCAGACAGUGUCAGAGAGAGGUCAUUCAGAGACUUUCACAGCACAGCUCUCUCCUUUUAUUUCACCUGUAAGAAGCCCAAGAUACAAGACAAGAAGUUGCAGUACCUGGUAGUGGAGGAAGGACAGACCGUGCAGCUGAUAUGCAAUGCUGAUGGGGACCCACAGCCUACCAUCUCCUGGGUUACCCCACGCCGGAGGCUGAUCACAACUAAAUCAAAUGGUAGAGCCACUGUGCUGGGAGAUGGCACCCUGGAGAUACGAUUUGCCCAAGACCAGGACACUGGGAUCUAUGUCUGUAUUGCAAGUAACGCAGCUGGGAAUGACACCUACUCAGCCUCCCUGACAGUAAAGGGGUUUACUUCAGACCGUUUCCUUUACGCCAACAGGACCCCUAUGUAUAUGACAGACUCCAACGACACAAGUUCUAAUGGAACUAAUGCAAACAGCUACUCUCUGGACCUUAAGACAAUAUUGGUGUCCACAGCUAUGGGCUGUUUCACAUUCCUUGGAGUGGUUUUAUUUUGUUUCCUUCUUCUUUUUGUGUGGAGCCGAGGGAAAGGCAAACACAAAACCAGCAUUGACCUUGAAUAUGUCCCUCGCAAAAACAAUGGUGCUGUGGUUGAAGGGGAGGUUUCUGGACCACGAAGGUUCAAUAUGAAAAUGAUUUGA
This is a messenger RNA of Melozone crissalis (California towhee), 2360 nucleotides long. RefSeq names its product leucine rich repeat and Ig domain containing 2 (gene LINGO2). Lineage: Eukaryota; Metazoa; Chordata; Aves; Passeriformes; Passerellidae. Bases 414 to 2360 code for a protein of 648 amino acids. The transcript is spliced from 7 exons. Gene Ontology annotation, molecular function: protein binding. The record is from RefSeq and is a predicted model, not a curated record.